UCAUGAAGAACACGAACUGUAGUAAAAAUCAUACCAAGAGAAUACGAAUCAGUAUAUCUUCGGGGAGUAAAAUUAGGAUUUUAUAAGUUUAUAAACACGGGUUAGGAUACACUGAAUCAAUUCCAAAAACAGUAGGGUUCUUUAAACCCUUGCUAAUUGGGCAGUUCAAAUCCCUUAUAAACCCCUUUCUUUCCUUUCAAUUGGGCAGUUCAAAUCCCCUAUUGAUCCUCAAUUGACGACCUCAAAGCCCCCUCCUUCUCCGAGAAGAAGAAGAAAGAAUACUGAAAUCGAAAUCCAAUGUAGGUACAAAACCGAUUCUUUUCUCUCUCUCUCUCUCUCCAUCGUUUUCUUCUACUUCUGCAAGAACAAAGCUCCACGGUACCGUUCCCCAAUCGGUACCAUCUCUGAAUCGGAGCUUCUUGGUUUCUUCUGUCGCGACCCAUCUUCCCUUCAAUAACAGGAACAUGGAAGGAGUGGAUGAGCUGGACUUGAAUGCUACAAUUGCACAAAUGGUUAGUAAAAGACAGGGCAAGAAAAAUAUGAAGAGUGAAGCAAAGAAGAAAACUGGUGAAAGACGAAAGAAGAAGAAACAAUCGGUUGCGGUGGACCAAGAGAGUUUGUUAGGUUAUGAAGAGGGCCAGAAGGAUGACACUCCUCCCGGAAUUACAGUUUCAGCAUUUGAUUAUUCUGCUGAGAAUUACUUGAAUGUUGUAGAUAAAAUAUGUAAGUUAUGCGGACAGGCAAAGUCUGAUGAUUUGGAUGAAAAUGAGAUCAAGCGCUUAUCGUCCUUUGUUACUUUUGUAAGAGAAUGGAGGCACUUUACUUACCCACCAAGAGCAAUUCGGUUUUCUCGUCAAAGUGUAAGCAGACCUCAGGGAAAAGACGUUACUGGUGGGAUAGAUCUACCUCAAUUUUCAGCUGCAACUGUUCCUAAGAAUGGCCUACAAAAUGGGAACAUGCUAUGUCAGGAACCAAGCAAUGACUUUGUAAUGAACGUCGGAGGCCUCGUUUGGGCUUUGGAUUGGUGUCCUAGAGUUCAUCAGUGGUGUGAAUUGUCGGACUGUCAUGUUAACUGUGAGUUUAUUGCCGUUGCUGCUCAUCCUCCUGAAUCUUCUUAUCACAAGGUUGGUGCCCCACUUAUUGGUAGAGGGGUCAUUCAGAUAUGGUGUCUUUUAAACAUUGGUGUCAAAGAGGAAGAAGUACCUCGGACUAAAAACAAGGCAACGCAGAAUCAGAGUAGCUCAACAGGAAAGGUCACGUCACCUAAUGAAUCGAGAACAAGAGGGAGACCCAGAAAGAAUCGAGUAAAUGAAUCUGCAGACAAUAUUGAUGAAAAUAGUGAGUAUGUGCAACCUAAGAAGCCAAGAGGGAGGCCCAAAAAUAAGCCAGUAACUGAAUCUUUAGAUAAUCUCAGUGGCAAUAACGAAUUAUAUGUGCAAGCACUUGCUGUUCAAUUUCCUGAAAAUGCGUCAAACUUGCUUCCUAUAGACACAAUCAGAGAAAAUACCUCUGAGUGUGUUGCCGAAAAGGUUUCAGGUACAACAUUAAAAGCUUGCCGCCGAGGAUCAGUUGCUGAUAAUUUAGUGUUGGAAACUUCAGUCAAGAGGAGGAGGUUGAAAGCGAUGGCAAGGGAAGGGAAUUUUGUGGAUCCUGAUCAUAUGCCUUUAUUGACAGAAAAUGAGUCUUCUGUACAGGAUCCCUUGGAAAGUAGUGCUGCUAGUUGUGUUAUACCGAAGGAUGUAGCUUUGCCUAGGGUUGUGUUGUGCUUGGCUCACAAUGGAAAAGUGGCAUGGGAUGUGAAAUGGCGGCCUUCUUUUGUUAACGAUGCUGAAUCAAAUCAUAGAAUGGGCUAUCUUGCUGUUCUGCUUGGAAAUGGAGCUUUAGAAGUGUGGGAAGUUCCUCUUCCUCAAACAAUAAAAGCUAUUUAUUCUGCUUGUCAAACAGAGGGAACUGAUCCUCGCUUCGUGAAAUUGGAGCCUGUGUUCAGAUGUUCAAAGCUGAAGAGUGGUGACAGACAGAGCAUCCCCCUGACAGUGGAGUGGUCAGCAUCAGCUCCCCAUGAUUUUAUUCUUGCUGGAUGUCACGAUGGAGUGGUUGCCUUGUGGAAAUUCUCUGCAAAUGGUAGAUCUGAAGAUACAAGGCCUUUGCUUUGCUUCAGUGCAGAUACAGUUCCUAUACGAGGACUUGCUUGGGCCCCAGUUGAAAGUGAUUCUGAGAGUGCAAAUGUUAUAGUCACAGCUGGGCACAAAGGCAUUAAGUUUUGGGACAUACGAGAUCCAUUUUGCCCUUUGUGGGACCUUAAUCCGGUUCAGAGGAAUAUAUAUAGUAUGGAUUGGUUGCCAGAUCCGAGAUGUGUGAUUGUAUCUUUUGAUGAUGGAACACUGAGGAUUCUCAGCUUAGUUAAGGCUGCAUAUGAUGUUCCUGUCACUGGAAAACCUUUUGUGGGGACUCAACAGCAAGGAUUCCAUAGUUAUUAUUGUUCAUCAUUUGCAAUAUGGAGUGUUCAAGUUUCUCGACUAACAGGCAUGGUUGCAUAUUGUAGUGCAGACGGUACUGUUCUUUGUUUCCAGCUGACAGCCAGAGAGGUGGAGAAAGACCCUCGGAGAAAUCGGGCACCGCAUUUCCUAUGUGGAUCAUUGACAGAGGAAGAAUCAACUCUGACAAUAAAUACUCCGUUGCCAGAUACUCCGUUUCCCAUGAAAAAAUCAUUGAAUGAGUGGAGUAAUGCCCCAAGAACUAUUCGCGGGUACUUAUCUAAAUCAAACCAGGCCAGAAGAGCAAAGGAACAAAUGUCGAAAGGCCAACCAUCAGAUAGUCAAACUCUAGCUCUGUGUUAUGGCGAUGAUCCGGGAACUGAAAUUGGAUCCGAGGACGAAUUGGUGUUGCAGAAGAGCAAACAAUCACCAAAAUCUAAGGCAAGCGGUAAGAAAAAGGGGGGAAGUAAUCAAGCAUUAGUAUGUAGAGAUGAAGAGCCGGAGGAUUUUGAGAGAGGAGAGGGUCAGGAAGGGGAAAUUCGGGAAGAAAUCGAAGUUUUUCCUCCAAAGAUGGUUGCUAUGCAUAGAGUGAGAUGGAAUAUGAACAAGGGCAGUGAGAGAUGGCUGUGCUCUGGAGGAGCUGCUGGAAUCGUGCGUUGUCAAGCCAUAAACAAUCCGGUUUUCGAUAAACAAUCGCCUAAAUAUAGGAAGCAGACUACUUAAUUCAAUCUUCUUCGUGUUAUUUAUAGUGCGGGAAACACAUUGAGGUUUCUUAUUUUUAUUUAUUUAAAUUAAAUUGUUGUGUUUAUAAUGCUUUGGAAGGUACCUCUACGUUAUAAUGAUUUAGUUCUUGUUUACAAUUUCAUUUUCUCAA
This is a messenger RNA of Rhododendron vialii, 3348 nucleotides long. RefSeq lists its product as uncharacterized. The record is from RefSeq and is a predicted model, not a curated record. Gene Ontology annotation, biological process: transcription by RNA polymerase III. Bases 465 to 3197 code for a protein of 910 amino acids. Lineage: Eukaryota; Viridiplantae; Streptophyta; Magnoliopsida; Ericales; Ericaceae. Gene Ontology annotation, cellular component: transcription factor TFIIIC complex. Gene Ontology annotation, molecular function: protein binding. The transcript is spliced from 16 exons.